CUCAGGCUCCCGGGUAUUUAAAGGGGACGCGGCGGCGGCCCGGGGUGGGGAUGGGGGGCAAGUGGAGAGAGCGGUCCAGAUGCACAUCAUCCACGGCCCCUCGGGAGUGGAGGGACUCGUGAGAGCCGGAGCCCAAGAAAUCCGGGGGCGGAUAAGACACCGCGUCCCCUUCAAUUCCCGUAAGCACCCCUUGCUCCAUCCUGCGCCCAAAUACCUCAGCUAGCCCCUCUCCCCACUCUUUACACUCCAAACUCAGCCGGGACAGACGUCUGCAGCCACCGCUCCCCACGUGAGUCCUGGGUUUCCCGAGCCUGCAGGAAAAGCUCAGAGGUCCUGUUCCCCUUUCCUCUGAGGGACACUUUUUGGUGACCACAAAAGGUUUUGAUCACUCAGGACAAAGCUAGCAGAGGAGCUCUGGAUGACAGCUGGAGGCCAACAGUCCCUACAGGUGGUGCCCAGGGUGAUGUACUGACCAUGAGCGGGUGUUUUCCAGUUGCUGGCCUCCGAUGCCUAUCUAGGGUAUGUCGUGGCCUGGUGUGGGAGGCUCCGACUUCCCCAAGCCCCACUGCUUCUCCUGCUGCCCGCUUGCUUCGGACUCUCGCAGAAACCCCACCUGCUGACAAGUUCCUCCCAGGGAAUUGGUCUUGGAUGUGCCAGCGCCUCUGGCCGAGACCCGCUAACCAGCCUCUCCCUGGCCGGCUCCCGCCGCGCCCCCUCUCGCUUGCUCCUUCCUCUCUCCCCUGCUCCCAGGACGGCGGGAUGGCUGCGCAGGGCGCACCGCGCUUCCUCCUGACCUUCGACUUUGACGAGACUAUCGUGGAUGAAAACAGCGAUGACUCCAUCGUGCGCGCCGCGCCGGGCCAGCGGCUGCCUGAGAGCCUGCGUGCCACCUACCGCGAGGGCUUCUACAACGAGUACAUGCAGCGCGUCUUCCAGUACCUGGGCGAGCAGGGCGUGCGGCCCCGGGACCUGCGCGCCAUCUACGAGGCCAUCCCCCUGUCGCCCGGCAUGGGCGAGCUUCUGCAGUUUGUGGCCAAGCAGGGGGCCUGCUUUGAGGUUAUUCUUAUCUCAGACGCCAACACCUUUGGCGUGGAGAGUGCGCUGCGCGCCGCCGGCCACCACGGCCUGUUCCGCCGCAUCUUCAGCAACCCGUCGGGGCCCGACGCUCGGGGGCUGCUGGCGCUGCGGCCCUUCCACGCGCACAGCUGCGCUCGCUGCCCCGCCAACAUGUGCAAGCACAAGGUGCUCAGCGACUACCUGCGCGAGCGGGCCCACGACGGCGUGCACUUCGAGCGCCUUUUCUACGUGGGCGACGGCGCCAACGACUUUUGCCCCAUGGGGGUGCUGGCAGGAGGCGACGUGGCCUUCCCGCGCCGGGGCUACCCCAUGCACCGCCUUAUCCAGGAGGCGCAGAAGGCCGAGCCCAGCUCCUUCUGCGCCAGGGUGGUGCCCUGGGAAACCGCCACCGAAGUGCGCCUCCAUCUGCAACAGGUGCUGAAGACGUGCUGAGGACGUGGCCUGCA
This is a messenger RNA of Globicephala melas (long-finned pilot whale), 1523 nucleotides long. RefSeq names its product phosphoethanolamine/phosphocholine phosphatase 1 (gene PHOSPHO1). The record is from RefSeq and is a predicted model, not a curated record. Gene Ontology annotation, biological process: bone mineralization involved in bone maturation. Gene Ontology annotation, molecular function: phosphatase activity. NCBI's taxonomy places the organism in Eukaryota, Metazoa, Chordata, Mammalia, Artiodactyla, Delphinidae.